Molecule: messenger RNA, 1401 nt
Organism: Macadamia integrifolia
Lineage: Eukaryota; Viridiplantae; Streptophyta; Magnoliopsida; Proteales; Proteaceae
Product: vacuolar protein-sorting-associated protein 36-like
Exons: 4
Coding region: 111-1181 (356 amino acids)
Biological process (GO): regulation of DNA-templated transcription
Cellular component (GO): nucleus
Molecular function (GO): sequence-specific DNA binding; DNA-binding transcription factor activity; protein dimerization activity
Source: RefSeq, a predicted model, not a curated record
UUAAACCAUUGCUUCUUUCUUAUAUAUAAACGGGAGUGAGUGAAUGAGUGGCUUUGUGUGUCUUCUCAUUACCUCUGUUUCGUUUUGGUGGGUUGACUCAGAAUAAAUCCAUGGAUAGUCAUUAUGUGGGAAUGGAAGAUCUGGAAGCGUUCUUAGCUCAAGAUUCUUUGAACUCUUGGCCGGUGAAUGCAUCGGCCGGUGGCGCCGGCGAUAUGGGUUCUUCGAGUUUUGAUGACUGGUGGGAUCUCCACCAUGGAUUUCAGGAGGUUGCUGAUGGAUCAUCAUAUAUCCAAACCCAGUAUGAUCAAUCUGAUCUUGCUAAGCUGCCUUCUUAUUCUCUCCAACAACAGGAUCUUCAACAAGGAGAGCAGUUGUUAAUUGAGCAUCUGGAGCAAGGUCAUCAACCUCGACAACAACAACAACAACAACAACAACAACAACAACAACAACAAAAAGGGUCAUCACCGGAAGAGGAAGUGGAGGAGGAGGAGGAGGAGGAAGAGGAAGAGGAAGUGGAGGAGGAGGAGGAGGAAGGAGAAAGUGAUGGUAAGAAACAGAAUAGGCCAGGAAGAAGCAGGAAUCUUGUCUUUGAAAGGAAGAGAAGAAAGAGAUUGAAUCAACAGCUUAUGACACUCAGAUCUCUUGUUCCCAAUAUCACAAAGAUGGAUAAGAGAUCAAUUCUGGUUGAUGCUUUUGGUUAUCUCCAAAAUGUAUUGCAAGAGACACAGAAAAAGCUGGAGGAACUCAAUCUGAACUCUGCUUCAUCAUUGGGUGCUGCCUCCUCCUUGUCCUCAUCCUCCCCCUCCUAUUCAGGUGAGGAGUCCUCAUGUACUACCAUUGCUGAAGAUGAAGCUCCACCUGUGCCAACUUUUACUCAAGAUUGCGAUCGUUAUGCAUUGGUUCCCACUGUAACCAAGAUGGAAGCAUGUACGUUGGAUGAAGAGCGAUUCAUAUUGAAGAUUUGUUGCAAUAAGGCAGUGGGAGCAGUGGGUCUAGUCCAGAAGGCUAUUGAAAUGCUUGCAGGUUUGAAUGUUACAUGUGCUUCUGUGGACGAGCUUGAUGAUCAUCUCCACAUGCUCUCUACUACUUUCCUCCGUGUCAGGAAAAAGGGGGCUAUGACACAAGAAAAGCUUCUACGACAAUUUAGAGCAAAUGCAACAAAGUUGGGUCUUUUGCUGUAAUAAUUUUAACAAACAAAGAGGGAACCAUGUAGUAGAUCUUUCUUACCUACCUUUUGUUACCUUUUUUCAUUAUUAUAAGGUGGUUAGUGAAAGCUAGAAAUUUCGUAGCAGCUGGAUAAUGUUGUGGUUUUCUCAGAUUCUUUGAGACUAUGGUCAAUAAUAACAAUAUCCCAAUGGCAGAGAAUAUGAAAUGAAGGAUUAAACAUCUUAUUGGAAGCUA